Rasamsonia emersonii CBS 393.64 is the source of this 2307-nucleotide messenger RNA. Its product is annotated as Cytoplasm to vacuole targeting Vps64. Gene Ontology annotation, molecular function: protein binding. Gene Ontology annotation, cellular component: cytoplasm. The record is from RefSeq and is a predicted model, not a curated record. The coding region runs from base 1 to 2307 and encodes 768 amino acids. The transcript has 2 exons. NCBI's taxonomy places the organism in Eukaryota, Fungi, Ascomycota, Eurotiomycetes, Eurotiales, Trichocomaceae.
AUGACUGCGGUCGCUUCUCCGCCUAGCGUGCAAUCGGGGCCUCGUCUAGGAUGGUAUGCUGCUGGUAAAGGAGGACAAGCGGCGCUGACUUCAAUGAACGCGGAUGACGUGUCCCGAAUGUUCAUGCCACGAAAAGGUGUCCAGAGAUCGAAUUCUUCUUCCUCGUUGGCGUCAUCUACGUCGACAUCGUUCACGUCUACUGUUUCGCACCACAGUAAUGCUGGACAGAGCGCCAACGGCGAUUCGACUACUUGGUCCUCGAAGAAAAAGCCUGGUCGGGGUCUGUGGCCCAGCUCGAAAUCAGAGCCAGUCUCUGGUGUAACGAAUGCUCGCUCCCAGGCUGUGUCAGCAUCAACGUCAUCCUCAGGAGGGCCUACGGCCUCGUCGGCCAUGUCUGCCAUUCAUCAACCCUCGCCUAUAGUCCCGUCUCAUAUGGGCCAGUCCGCUCAGCAGAAUUGUAUUCGUUCCGGUGGUGGCAUUCCAUCUAACGAUCCACCCGCCAUUCUCACUCUAGUCCCGCUCAACGGUACCUUUGAGAAGAAACAGAUCACGGUUCCUUAUUUCCCCGAAGUCUUACGGAUUGGCCGACAGACGAAUGCGAAGACUGUCCCAACGCCAGUGAAUGGGUAUUUUGACUCGAAGGUGCUCUCCAGACAGCAUGCAGAAGUUUGGGCGGACCGAAGUGGGAAAAUCUGGAUUCGAGACGUCAAGUCCUCGAACGGCACCUUCGUCAAUGGGCAGCGCCUCUCACCCGAGAAUCGUGACUCGGAACCUCACGAGCUACGCGAAAACGACACGUUGGAGCUCGGAAUCGAUAUCGUCAGUGAGGAUCAAAAGUCGAUCGUCCAUCAUAAGGUAUCCGCGAAGGUCGAAUAUGCCGGGAUCUACGGGGCAAGCCCAAAUAUUCUCGACCUGAAUUUCGGAGAUAUUGAUCCCACUUCUGGCGGUGGCCUCCUUCCCUCCCCUCUCAGCCAACCGCUUUCACACCUGCGUGGACGAUCAAGCAGUUCAUCAAGCAACCGCAGCGCCCAGAGCGCUGCUGGGAACCAGAUGAAUGCGCUCCAUCAACAACGGCAAAUGAACUACUGGCAUGCUCCGAUCACCAUUGAACAAAUUGUUAAGAGGCUUGCGAGUGAGAUGAAACAAGCUAAACAGCAGUCCCAAGAUCUCCGUCAGACUGACGAGUUCUUGCACUCGCUGAUUUCGCAAGAUACUUCGGAGAAGGAGAAGCCUAGUAGCAAAAUAUCUGGGUCAGAGAAUAAUCCCUCCCGGCAGGUGAAUGGGAGGCCUAAGAUGCCACGGGUUGAUCCCAUCUCACGGUUCUCCGACCCUCCCGCACCUCCGCCUCAACAACCUCUACCUGAAAAGCCGGAUGCACCGCGUCGUCAAAGCCAAGAGGCUCCCAAUGCUCCUUUGAAGCGCUCUGACACAGAAAAGCCGACGAAGGUCGGAACGGCGAAUUCUCCAGUCUCACGCGAAUCGAGUCAGAUUCUAUCUCUCAUCGAAGCUUUGUCUUCUGCAAAGAAGGAACUAGAUGCUCAAGGCGCCCGCGUCAAGGAAUUGGAAGAUCUCUUACGCCAGGAACGCUCAGCUCGUGAGAGUGCGGAGGAGAGAGCCCGGAAACUCGAGGAGCACACUGCCAAAGAUGCCAAAGAUGCCAAAGAUGGACAGCGCUCCAAAGUGGAGGCUGCCUUUGAACCACCACCCGUGGAUCAAGCAGACAAGAUUGUGGCAGAGGAGCCAAAGGCUGAGAAGGUCUCUGAAGUUAACGAUGUCAAAGAACCUGUCGAGACGGCGCAAUCUGAAGUGAAGGAUGAGAAAACGUCUUUCCUCGAAGCUCAUAGCCAGCAACUGCAGCAGCGUCUCGACUCGAUGGUGAUAGAGUUGGCGGAGAUGAAACAGCAGGUUGAAAUCUUCAAGCAACGAGCAGAGAAAGCUGAAGAAGAAACCGUCGAAGUACGGAAAUCUCUUUCUGAGAUGAUUGAGACUUUGCGUCGCGAACGCGAGGCUGCGCAGGCCGCUGUUACGAAAUCAAACGAUGAUCUUUCGCAGGAUUCCCAUGAACCUUCUACAUCAGAGAAAGAGGUGACAUCCUCCGAUGGAUCGGAUUCUGUUGUUCAGUCUCAGCAUGGUGUCAACCCGGCCAACAUCAAGGAACUUGAGAACACGGCAACAGCACUUGCGACGAAAAGGCGUAGACACCAUCUCCUGGAACAGUCUACUCCUUAUGCGUCGAUGCUUGGUGUCGUUCUUCUUGGUGUUGGUCUGAUGGCUUACCUGAAUGGAUGGCAGAAGAUAGACAAAUAA